This is a messenger RNA of Acytostelium subglobosum LB1, 1962 nucleotides long. RefSeq lists its product as hypothetical. NCBI's taxonomy places the organism in Eukaryota, Evosea, Eumycetozoa, Acytosteliales, Acytosteliaceae. The record is from RefSeq and is a predicted model, not a curated record. The transcript has 2 exons. Bases 1 to 1962 code for a protein of 653 amino acids.
AUGGUUGCCGCUGCCAAAUAUGGACGACUGGACUUGUUCAAGAUCUUGGAGGCGAUGGCUCAAGACUUCCCACCAGAGGAUAAACGCACUCGCUCAUACUCAAACUCCAAGGAUGACUAUUUCGUUCUGGCUCUUCAUAACAACAGACAGUCAUUGUUUGAAUAUCUGCUGUCGUUCGAUACGAAAGACAGAAUGGACAAAAGGAUGGAAUACAUUUGGAGCUAUCACAUUAUUAUGACCAUCAGUCAACGUACCCCAGAUGAUUGGCGAGAGAUGGCAGCGAUAAUGAAGGCUUUGAUUAAGCAUAUCGAGACACAUUAUAAGAAGCUUCAACAUGCUCUACGUGUGUUUGGUCGAUUGUUUGAUCAAGAUGUUCAAUUCACGUUGGUGCUCAAAUGCCAGGACAUGGAGCUGGCCCGACAAUGUUACAAGUAUAUCGAAUUCGAUGCUCAUCAACUGAGCAAACAUUGCGACGAUAUAACCAGGCAUAGCAAUCAUGAACAGAUUCCUCCCCUCAGUCCAGAGGACCUUGGCCCCAAGGUCGACUUCAUAUUCGAGGUCCUGCAACUCUAUAAAUGUCGGUUCACACGUGUCAUUGAUCAAUGGCCAGCUUGCAGAGAGGUGCUCACGGAAAUUGGAGUGAUGAUGCUCGAUAUCUACACGAUUAGGACCAAGAAUAACCACAAUUUCGGGUUGGCCAUCGCACGUCAAAUCUUUAAGAAUGUUCGCCAGGAUGCCAACCAAUCAGAGAUGGUCAAGUUCAUUCAAUUCUUCUUCUCACGUGACAUGAAAACCGAUGAUAUUCGUCGGGCCAUCAUUGAGAUAUAUGCAACCGGCACAUUGGACAUGGUCAAGAUUGCUCUGGACAUUGCAGGUAGAACUUGGGUCAUGGAUUUAAGUUGCUAUGAUAUAUUCCCAAAGUCGGUGGAGACACUGGAGUACCUCGUUGAGCAUGGCAUGCACCAAAUGGCCAACUCGCAGGCAAUCAUUCACUUUGCCUCAAUGUGCGAUCCUGAUGAACUACGGAAGCUGCUCUCAACAUUUCCAACAAUAUUACCUCGUGGAGACGACCUUUCGAAGUUGGAGGAUGAUAUCAUGGAUAUCUUUGACAAUCACAACAUUGACACAUGUUUUGCCAUUCAAUCAGUCAUCCAGGAUGAGCUGGUCAAAGCACAACGAAAUGAUACCUUUGAUAUCGUCACAAUGCGUGUACAUCAGAUGACAUUGCCACAGGUUCAAUCACUCCCAGACGACACUUUGAACAGAAUUACAAUCACACCUCCAGAUAUUUGGAAAGUGGACCCAUCCGUGAUCAGCUAUCUACUUUCCAAGGCAUCGGCCUUGGACUUCGAGAGUGAUCUCACAGAAUCCCUCAUGGAGGCUGCAUGCACUCAUGGUUUGACCGAGUGUGUUCACCUUCUCGACUCGUCCAGCAAGGUCUUUGUCGAGCUACGAUCAAACUCAGGGACAAUGGCUACGCUGCUUCUUGCGGCCUACAACUAUGGACAUAUAUCAAUCUGCCAAUACCUCGUUGGUUGUGGCGCAAGUCUCAAAAAAAACAUGUGGAAGGAGGUGAAUAGCGAUGGCAUGUUGGAUGUAUUGUUUGAACAACAACAGACACCUCUGACCCAGUCGGAGAAAGAAAAAGCGAUGUACUUUCUCUGCUCCAACCCCAACUCAUCAUUGAUCAGGAUGGUCUACACGAGAUGGUCUAAAGAUAUCAAACUCAAUAGAGAGACAUUGGUAGAGAAGGCCUUUAAAUGUAAGAAACUGGAUCGUGUUGAUGUGUUGGCAUGCAUUACAGAGAUGAUAGUCGAUUGUUCUCGAUCCGAAUCAAACAACAACAUGUCGCCAAAGAUAUGCUUGGAGCAGUACAAUGCAUACGGUACCUUCUGGAAGGAUUGCCACCACAGACCAUCAAGAGAUACACCAGUUCCAAUGUGUGGAUCAAGAUAUUUAUAG